UAGGCAUACAUAUGUAGAGAGAGAUUCAGCAUUGUCACCUAAGUGCCUAAUUUUUAGUUGUGUUCCAUUUUUAUCUGUAGAUCUUUGUGCAUGAAAUCCUUUCUGGCGCGGGUCUCUUCAUACAGAAGUGUGCUCUGCUUGUGCCUCCCCGUCUUCCUCACUGAGAAGCUUUAUGUAGGUCAGGCUUGGCUUAAGCAGAUUUCCUGAACCUGCGUCAGCUUAAGCUGGUGGAAUUUUAAUAAACCCUCCCCUGUAGGCGUGGGCCUAAACGAGGCUAGCCUAGUUAAGCCUGAUCUUUUUUCUGCUUGUGAAAAGAGCUGAGCAGAGCUGAAGGCUGCCUGGUGGCUUCAGAAGUGCCUGCUUAAUUGGAAGAGAACAAUGGUAGGAAAGGCUAGAUCUUCCAAUUUUACCUUAGCUGAAAAGCUUGAUCUACUAAAGCUAGUGAAGCCAUAUGUGAAAAUCCUGGAAGAACACACUAAUAAACAUUCAGUAAUAGUGGAAAAGAACAGAUGUUGGGAUAUCAUAGCAGUUAACUAUAAUGCAACUGGAGUAGAUCGCCCUCCUCGAACAGCACAGGGCCUACGAACCCUUUACAAAAGGCUCAAAGAAUAUGCCAAACAGGAGCUUUUGCAGCAAAAAGAGGCCCAAUCAGACUUUAAAUGCAAUAUUUCUGAGCCAACCAAGAAAGUUAUGGAGAUGAUUCCCCAGAUUGCCAGUUUUUGCCUGGUAAGAGACAGGAACCACAUACAAAGUGCAAACUUGGAUGAGGAGGCACAGGCUGGUACCAGUUCUCUUCAGGUGAUGUUGGACCACCAUCCUGUUGCCAUUACAGUGGAGGUGAAGCAAGAAGAAGACAUUAAACCACCUCCUCCACUGAUUUUAAAUCCUCAGCAGAAUGAUACGUUAGAGCACAGAGAAGAGCAUGGCUUAGUCCAUGUCACGGAAAGGUCUUUGUCACCUUCGCUUUCCUCUGUUGACUUGAGAAUGACAUCAUCUACAUCUUCUAUCCCAAGGAGAGAUGGUUUUUUUCAGCAUGAGAGUGGAGAACAUUUUAGGUCACUACUAGGGUAUGACCCUCAGAUCCUGCAGAUUUUGAAAGAGGAACAUCAGAUAAUUUUAGAAAAUCAAAAAAACUUUGGAUUGUAUGUUCAGGAGAAGAGGGAUGGAUUGAAAAGAAGGCAGCAGCUGGAGGAAGAGUUACUAAAAGCAAAAAUUGAAGUGGAGAAGCUGAAAGCAGUUCGCUUACGGCAUGGUCUACCUGAAUAUAAUAGCCUCUAAGCUUUUUUUCGGGCUUGUGAUUUGAUAAUUUAAAUUUUGGCCAAAUUGCUUAAAUUCAGGAAUAUCCUGAUGCAGAACCAAUGGCCUUAGAAAAUGUGAUUGAUCUCCAUUAUGGAAAAAUUUUUGGUUUGAUUUUCUAAUUAUUUUCUGGUGAUAUAUUAAAACUUGCUGAUGGGCUGGCAUAGUUGUAUUUUGUCUUCUCCCAAUUUUUUUCCCUUGUAAAAUUAAUUGCUGACUUUAUAUAAAAGGUGCUUUAUUUCAGUUAUCAAACACAUGUGUAUAUUCUCCCCAAAUUCUCAGUCUUCAGCAUAUUUAAUUGAAACUUUGAAUGCUGUAAAGGCUUUUUAGGCUAAUUUAGAAGCCCCCCUCUCCUCAUAGCAAUGAGGCUGACCUGCCAUUGGCUCUUUGAUCUUUUGAAGUAGUAAGUCCAGAUAUUUUAGAGAUGGAAGAUGCUGGAAGACACUUUUGCUCACCCUUUAAUUUAGAAGUAAUGAAGCUGAGGUCCAGGGAGAGACCUCAGUGACCUACCUGCGGGACAAAGCUAUUUGCAGCAGAGCAAGGACCAGCAUUCAGGUUUUCUUUGUGUAAUUUACCCCCAUCUGCUAUUCUGCAGAAAUAAAAAUUCACUGAAAUAUUCCCUAGAAUUAAUAAUUAGAUGACUUUAUUUUAUAAAGUUGCCUUUAAAAGUUUGUAGGUUUUAAAACUGAGGGAAUUGCAUCAUCACUCCAUCUCUCUUCUCUUUCUGUCCAGAAAAGCACAGCAGUAUCUGCUGAGGCUAUUAUAUAUUUAAACUGCGUGAUUGAAGCUUGUAUCGUAACUCAUUUUAUAUGUGUUAUUCAGAAAAAUGUCACAGUAAAGGUCAAUUAAAAAUUAAAGUUUUACUUGGGAUGGAAAUCUUAAAAAUCAAGGUUAUAAUUUAUGAUAUAGUCCACAGUCUUAUGUUUUUUUGUAAAUAUUACUAUUUUAGUAUUUGUAGAAAGAAAUAAAGCCCUGAUCCUUAAAGCAGACUUGAUUACAUUUAUGCUAAAUCAUGGUGUUAUUUAAGAAUUUCUGUUUUUGCUGGGAUUUUAUUGGAAAAGGAUUUUAAACAGUUUUAGCAUGAAAUUAGUAGAAUUUUAGCAAUAUAGGGAAGGA
Ochotona princeps (American pika) is the source of this 2412-nucleotide messenger RNA. It is a transcript of the gene FSBP, whose product is annotated as fibrinogen silencer binding protein. The transcript is spliced from 2 exons. NCBI's taxonomy places the organism in Eukaryota, Metazoa, Chordata, Mammalia, Lagomorpha, Ochotonidae. Bases 379 to 1278 code for a protein of 299 amino acids. The record is from RefSeq and is a predicted model, not a curated record.